AUGCGACCUCGCCAACUCAUCGCUCUCGCCCUCUGCAUCAUAACAGGCGCUCGAUCGGCCCGGGUGCCUGGUGGUCAGCAUCCUGGUCAACCAUCUGGAUCAUAUGGAACAUCGACGACGCCAGCGACGUCUGUGGUUGGCACCUUUGCCGAGCCGGUCGAGGUGUCCGGCCAGGCUCUCGACGAAAUGAAGUCUUUGAUCGGCUAUCUGCAAAGCACAUAUUGCGUCGAUGGACUCGACACAUGGUCGUGCAGCACCUGUGUUGGGCCGACCGUGGGAACAUCCGACGUGCGACUCUUUGGUCAAGCCGACCGAGUGUUUGGAUAUGCGGCCUUGCACCGCACUCGCAACCUGACGAUUGUCGCCUUCCGCGGCUCCCGCAACUUCAACAACUGGAUCAACAAUAUCAUGAUGGCCAAGCCAGACUGCCCGUUCCCAGGCGCCCCGACCGGAACAAAGGUCCACUACGGGUUUCUUCAGAGUUGGCAGUAUGUCCGGGCAUCGGUGCUGGAGGAACUCGCAGCCCUGAUUGCGCUGGCUCCAGAACAUACGGUGCUCUUUGCCGGGCACAGCUUGGGUGGCGCCCUCGCCUUGCUUGCCGCUGCGGAUGCCCUCACCAGCGGGACCGCAGGGCUGGAUUCCAAACGAAUGCGGAUCUUCACCGUUGGCCAGCCCCGAGUCGGCAACUCGCAGUUUGCCGACUUUGUGUAUGGGCUCGGCGUGCGCACCAUCCAGCGGGUCGUCAACCAGAACGACUUGACCCCACAUCUGCCGCCAACCUUCUCGGGCUUCUGCCAUGUGCCGAAUGAGAUCUGGGUCCGAGAUGCAAAUGGCACCACUUUCGAGUGCCUCGAUACCAACGGACACAGCCUCAGGUUGGAUCAACCCGAAUCUCUCAGGUCGCUCCAGACACAGAUGCUGCGAGCACCCAAGAAGCGACUCAAGGGCGCUGCUCAGGAUCUGGUUCUGCAGAGCGACAGUCCAGACGAUAUGCUGGAGGAUAUGCCAGAGGAUACCCUCGCGAACCUGCUCGCUGACUUUACCGAACAAGGCAUGGAUGGCCUCGAAAGCGACCUCUGCUCCAAUGGAUUGAAGACCGGCUAUGCGGCAACUGAACACUUGCGCGUUUGGGGUAUGAAGCUUGGCAUCAAGGGCUGCGAUGUUGAGAGUUAGCUGACGCCGUGCUCGAGGCAAAACCCAGGCCAGUGCUGGCCUGGGGACACAUGGGGUGAGCGGAGACGACCGAAACUCGACGAGACGUCGUAGAUGCAGACAAACGGGUCUGUGCACGAGGACAUGUGCGAGAGGAAGAUGCAGGACAAGAACGAGCUUGGCGGUUCCCUCCGAACAAAUGUUGAAGAAGCCAAUCACAA
This is a messenger RNA of Polychytrium aggregatum, 1373 nucleotides long. Its product is annotated as Alpha/Beta hydrolase protein. Bases 1 to 1173 code for a protein of 390 amino acids. NCBI's taxonomy places the organism in Eukaryota, Fungi, Chytridiomycota, Chytridiomycetes, Polychytriales. The record is from RefSeq and is a predicted model, not a curated record. The transcript has 4 exons. Gene Ontology annotation, biological process: lipid metabolic process.